AUGCCGCCGAGUAGUUUACGAGUCGUGUACGCGUUCGCAAGAGAAAUGCACCCAAAAACGACCGAUAUUUUUAUUCAAUACGGUACUGCCGGAUUCCGCACAAAAGCCAGUCUCCUUGAACAUGUAGUCUAUCGCAUGGGACUACUUGCCGUUUUACGAUCGAGGUGUAAAAAUGGUCGUACGAUCGGAAUGAUGAUCACGGCUUCACACAACUUAGAACCAGACAACGGCGUCAAAUUAAUCGAUCCUGAUGGUGAAAUGCUCGAAGAAAGUUGGGAAGAGAUUGCUACAAGGCUCGCUAAUGUCAGUGACAAUGACUUAGAAUCAACAACUGAGCAAAUCAUCAAACAAGUCAACGCCGACAUGGCACUGAAAGCCAGUGUCUACAUUGGAAUGGACACCAGAUACACAAGUCCACGUCUGGCUGCUGCGGCCGUUCACGGUGUAAUGGCUUUGAAGGGGACCGCUAAAGAGUUUGGUAUUGUGACUACCCCCAUUUUACACUUUUGUGUAAAAUGUCGUAAUGAUAAUACAUAUGGGACGCCUACGGAAGAAGGUUAUUACGAAAAAAUCGUAGGCGCAUUCAAAAGUAUUCGCCAGAAGUUACCGGUGUGUGGUAAUUACAAUACCACAUUAUACGUGGAUGGUGCAAAUGGUGUUGGAGGGAAGAAAUUAAAUAUAAUUAAGAAGACAUUGGACGGUGAACUCGACUUAGUCCUUUACAAUUUGGGCGGAAAUGGCGGAAAACUUAAUUUAAAUUGUGGUGCAGAUUUUGUGAAAGUAUCACAGAAGCCGCCAGUGGGCGUUGAACACGUUCCUUACCAACGUGUAGCCUCUUUGGACGGAGAUGGAGACAGAAUCGUGUAUUAUUAUGUUGAUGAGAGUAACAAUAUGCAACUAUUAGAUGGAGAUCGCAUAGCAACAUUAUUAGCCAGUUACGUAACAGAACUACUUAAAGGGUGCGAUGUGACGGACUUACGACUGGGCCUAGUGCAAACAGCGUAUGCGAAUGGCGCCUCUACCAAAUACAUUACCGAGGACUUGAAAGUACCAGUAACGUGCGUAAAGACGGGUGUAAAACAUUUACAUCACGCAGCUUUAUCCUAUGACAUAGGAGUUUAUUUUGAAGCCAAUGGACAUGGGACUGUAGUGUAUAGUGAUGUCACGAAAAAUACUAUAGCUAAAGUUGCUCAGGAGGGUGACACGGAACAAAGAAAAGCAGCUCAAUUAUUACUAAGUUUCAUCGACUUGACCAAUGAGACAGUUGGAGAUGCAAUUUCUGAUCUUUUCUUGGUUGAAACAGUACUGUGUGCCAGAGGACAUGACGUCAGACAGUGGAUGGAGACAUAUAAUGACCUACCCUGUAGACAGCUAAAGGUUACAGUUGAGGACCGCAAUGCUAUCAAAACAACGGACGCGGAACGAAAGUGUACGUCGCCGGAGUCGUUACAGGAACGUGUAGAUGCGUUGGUAUCUACGUAUACCUGCGGGCGUGCGUUCGUACGUCCGUCCGGUACUGAAGAUAUUGUACGGGUUUACGCCGAGGCUGAUACGCAAGAGUCUGCAGAUAAAUUAGCAGCAGAAGUAUCUCAGGCAGUUUACGACUUAGCAGGUGGAGUUGGGGAUAGACCGACUGUAUCGGCUUAA
Molecule: messenger RNA, 1647 nt
Organism: Pieris macdunnoughi
Lineage: Eukaryota; Metazoa; Arthropoda; Insecta; Lepidoptera; Pieridae
Source: the annotation of a GenBank genome assembly